Molecule: messenger RNA, 873 nt
Organism: Scheffersomyces stipitis CBS 6054
Lineage: Eukaryota; Fungi; Ascomycota; Pichiomycetes; Serinales; Debaryomycetaceae
Gene: TIF35
Product: translation initiation factor eIF3 subunit g
Exons: 1
Coding region: 16-831 (271 amino acids)
Cellular component (GO): eukaryotic translation initiation factor 3 complex; cytoplasm
Molecular function (GO): RNA binding; translation initiation factor activity
Source: RefSeq, a predicted model, not a curated record
CUAUAAUCCAAUACAAUGUCGACUACUGUUAUAGGCUCGUGGGCUGAUGCAGGCGACGAGUUUUCUGCUCCCGACAUCACCACCAACCCCGACGGAACGAAGACGGUUAUCACAUACAGAACUAACCAAGAUGGUAAAAAGGUAAAAAUAACCCAAAAGAUCAAGGAAGUCAAGGUGCAAGAAAGAGUGCAUCCUUUGAUUGCCCAGCGUAAAAACUGGAAGAAAUACGGUAAGGAAAGCAAGUCUCCACCAGGACCAGACACUUCUACGACUCAGCUUGGUGAAAAGGUAGAGUUGAAGUUGGGUACAUCCUGGAAACAGCAAGAGAAGGAAGAAGAAGAAGAAAAGGCCGAAAACAGAGCACAGAAACUUUCUGUACAAACUAUUCGUUGUAGAACAUGUGGUGGAGACCAUUACACGUCCAAGUGUCCAUUCAAGGACACUUUGGGAGCUACCACGUCUUCUCCAGCCGCUGAAAGCGGAGCAGGAGAUAACGGACCAGGUAAGUAUGUCCCAAGACAUUUGAGAGCUGAUGCUAAUGGAAACUUGCCACUGAAGGAAGGAAGAGACGACUCUACAACCUUGAAGGUGUCGCAAUUGAACUCGUUCGUCGACGAGGACAUGUUGAGAAACGAGUUGUUUGCCAGAUUCGGCCCAUUACAGAGAGUCACUUUGGUAAGAAACAGAGAGACUGGAGACUCGAGAGGUUUUGCAUACGUUUCGUUCAUUACUGAGGAUAUGGCGCAAAGAGCGUUGGAUGCCUUGAACGGAAAGGGUUACCAUUCCUUGAUCUUGCACUUGGAAUGGUCCAAGAAGAAGAAGACAGUAUAGGCAUAUCAUUGUGUAUUUUAGGCUUAAUGAAGGAAAAUCGAG